AUGUUUGACGAGUCGGUUCCCUUUUACCGUCUCUUCCCCUACCGCACUGCCCCUCCCAUCCCCCUCGCACCCCCCCGCCGCUCUUCCUCGCUCCAGCAUGUCGAGGUCACUGGUGACUCUGGUGCUGCUGGGGGUGCUGAGCCUGCGGGUGCUGAGCCUGAGCGUGCGGAGCCUGGGGGUGCUGAGCUUAAGAGUGCGGAGCCUGGGGGUGCUGAGCCUGAGCGUGCGGAGCCUGGGGGUGCUGAGCCUGAGUGUGCGGAGCCUGGGGGUGCUGAGCCUGAGGGUACUGAGCCUGAGCGUGAGGAGCCUGGGGGUGCUGAGCCUGAGCGUGCGGAGCUUGGGGUUGCUGAGCCUGCUAGAGGUGCUGGUGGUACUGGCACUGCUGGUCCCAGAGGCGCUGGCGCUGGAGCUGAAGGCGCUGGAGCUAGGGGUGCUGGAGCUAAAGGCGCUGGCGCUGGAGGUUCUGGAGCUGCUGGUACUCGUGCUGGAGGUGCUAGUGCUGAUGGUACUGGUGCUGGUGGUAUUGCACAGCCGCGACUGUUCUUUGUGUUAUAG
Messenger RNA from Closterium sp. Yama58-4, 555 nucleotides. Lineage: Eukaryota; Viridiplantae; Streptophyta; Zygnematophyceae; Desmidiales; Closteriaceae. The record is from the annotation of a GenBank genome assembly.